Molecule: messenger RNA, 465 nt
Organism: Eucalyptus grandis
Lineage: Eukaryota; Viridiplantae; Streptophyta; Magnoliopsida; Myrtales; Myrtaceae
Product: ankyrin repeat-containing protein BDA1
Exons: 1
Coding region: 1-465 (154 amino acids)
Molecular function (GO): protein binding
Source: RefSeq, a predicted model, not a curated record
AUGGAUUCCGAGCUCUAUGAAGCCGCUGUGGAAGGAAAUGUGCGUUCUUUGGUUGAGUUACUCGGAAAAGAUAAGUUACUUCUUGACAGAAUUAUGAUUGGGAAUCGCAAUGAGACUCCUUUGCACAUUGCAGCCAUGCUUGGACACUUGGAUUUUGUGGAAGAGAUCCUAGUUCGAAAGACUGAGCUGGCAAGAGAGCAAGAUUCUCAGAGUUUGACGCCUCUUCAUCUCGCGGCAGCAAAAGGGUACCUUCACAUAGUGGAAAGCUUGGUAAGAGUCAACCCCGAAAUAUGUUUUGUCCGUGACAAAUACAAAAGAAACCCUCUUCAUGUCGCAGCUAUGAAAGGGCAUGUGGAUGUGUUGGAAUGCUUGGUUCAAGCAGCACCUGAUGCAGCUCAUAGUGUCGUCGAAAAUGGCCAAACGAUUUUGCAUUUAUGCGUGAAGCACAACAAACUAGAAGCUUAA